Menidia menidia (Atlantic silverside) is the source of this 3445-nucleotide messenger RNA. NCBI's taxonomy places the organism in Eukaryota, Metazoa, Chordata, Actinopteri, Atheriniformes, Atherinopsidae. The record is from the annotation of a GenBank genome assembly.
CUGGAUGGGACAUUUCCAGGAAUACACCACUCACACCUCUCUCCUUAUUCCAUUUCUUUCCACCGGCAGUGUGCUUUUCACAGGACGGGCCUGCUGUUCUCCAUGGCGACAGGCACCUGGGCCGAGGGAAGCCGCAACAAAGCAAGAUUCCAAGCUGUGGGUGAUGUUCAGCGGAGGGCCACCCCAAAAAAUCUCCCUCAAAACAAAAGACGGGAUGCAGGAGACUCCAAGGCCCACCAGCCUCUCUCGCACUCAUCUUCUACUCCGCCCAAAGAUUCAGACCUCCUCCCCUAUGUCCUCCCUUCACACCCUGACAUCCUCUUCUCUAACUUACAGAGACUUAAGGAGGAAGAGCUACUCCUGGACUGCGCCUUCACAGUCCAAAGAAGCACAUUCAAGGCCCAUAGGCUUGUCCUGGCAGCGGCCAGUCAAAGCCCCAGUUCAUUUUUGGGUGCAAAACAAAAGUCUGGGCCUGAGCUGGAAGAGCUCGCUAGCUGUUCCACUCCACUCGGGUUAGGAGCGAUUCUCCAGUUCGCAUACUCUGGAGAUGUCGCUUUGGACUUGAGUAAAGAGGGGGUGGCAGAGGAGGUGCUGGAUGCCUGUAAGCGUCUCCAGAUGGAGAGGCUGAGGGAGAGGUGCAGGGCCGGGGUCACGACCCCCGCUGCAACGGAGCGGCAGAAGAGCCUGGCUACCAUUAAGGACAUGUGGGACAAGGGGGUGGGGUGUGACAUCACAAUACAAGCCGAGACCGGUGAGAGGUACCCAGCUCACCGUGCGGUCUUGGCAGCUGGUGGGGACUAUUUCCGGGCUCUGCUAUGCGGAGGCUUGCGGGAGUCCAGAGAAGACGUUGUGUGUCUGCGAGGCGUGCCAUUCUGGGUAAUCAAAUCCAUGCUCUGUUUCUUCUACACGGGUCAGCUCGGGCUGGGCUGGAGCCAGAUCUGGGAGCUGACAGCUGCAAUGAUUCAGUUCCAGCUGGAGGGGGCGCUCUCGCUCUGCACUGACUUUUUACAGAGUAGAAUGAAUGAGAGUACCUGUCUAGAUGUCUUGGUCCUGGCAGAGACUUAUGGCCUGGUCCAGCUGAAGCAGGCUGCAGAGGAAUACACUUUGGCCCACUUCCAGUGCAUCUCGACUGGGGAGAGGUUCAAGGAUGUCCCCUACGUCUUCCUGGACAGGCUGCUGCCUAAAGACUCAUUGUGUGUGGAGAGAGAGAUUGCAGUGUUUCGGGUAGGGGUGAGCUGGGUCGAGGACCACCCAAAAGAAAGACUGCCACAUCUGGCCGGCCUUCUUUGUCAUGUUCGUUUCCAACUCCUAAGCCGGUCCGAACUGCGGGAGGCUCUGAGCUGCAGCCUGUUGCACAGGACCCCCGGGACAAGGGGAACUCUAGAAAUCCUCCGGAGCCUCUUGGAAGGCACCUACAGAGGCGCCGAAUGUCAGCCUCGCACCCCAAACCAGGUUUUGGUUUUGGUGGGCGGGGACACAGUCAAUGAUGAGCUCACGAAGAGAGUUCAAAGCCGGACCUUGUGGUUCGCUCAACAGUUCCACCGGGGCCCCGGUCUAAUAAGAAGCAUACAAUGGAAACCACUCACAAAGAUUCCAGAGACACCCAGGUUCAGACACUGUAUCUGCCUCCUCAACAACCAGCUGUAUGUCCUAGGGGGGCGAAGGUAUUAUGGAUCACUGGAUAUCCUUAAGUCUGCCACAAGGUUUGACGUGCUGCAGCGUAAAUGGGAAAAGCUGCCCGACAUGCUGUGCCAAAGGGACAACUUUGCUGCUGUGUGCCUAAAUGAGAAGAUUUUUGCCCUUGGUGGUAACUGUGAUGACAGUGAAUACCUGGAUACUGUGGAGUCCUACAGUCCUACGGAGAACACCUGGAGGCUGGCUCACCAUCUGGACGUAGCCGUCUGUGGUCAUGCAGCAGCUGUCCUGGACGGGCAAAUCUACAUCUCUGGUGGCUGCGAUGCCCAUCAACACUGCCUCCCCACUAUGUGGACCUAUCAUCCCUCCCAUGGCUGUUCUCUGAGAGCCUCCAUGAGCGCCGGAGCCGGUCGUGCCGGCCAUGUGAUGUUAUCCUUAGCGAGCAGGUUGGUGGUAGCUGGAGGGCUGCAGCCGCUCUGGCCGGGCUUUGGAGACCAACUGUUUUGUGAGCUAUACGACCCAAAAUGCAAUUCUUGGUCCUUCUUUCCUGCCCUGCCUAAGCCUCACCUGAGUGCUGGAGCAACUGUUCUGGACGGGCGGCUGUACGUAGCUGGGGGGUCUUCAGCAGACACGGCCAGAGAUACAAAGCUGGUGCAUUGCUAUGACCCCAAGAAGGGGUGCUGGGAAAACCUGGGAGGCAUGCCCCACCCGUACACCGAUCUGGCUGUUUGUUCCUUGUCGCUUCCCAACUCUCCUGAUCAAAAAAGCUCUGGAUGAGUUUUGGGUUGAUUUAAAAAUAAAGAUAAAUAUAUGCAUCCAUCCAUUGUCGGUACCGCUUAUUCCUGGUAGGGUCGUGGGUGGAGGGGCGGGGGUCUUACUGGAGCCCAUGCAAUACAAAAGGUUUACCAUGGUGCAGAAAAAUAGAAAUGUCUCGGCUCAAAAUUUUUAAAAGAACUUUACAGAAAAAAUGUUGAGAUCAUACCAGCUACUUCAGUUAUGUAAACUUGGCAAAGGAGAUGUGGAUCACAGAUAUGCACGCCCUGUGUCAACCUGUCAUGGGCUGUGAGUUUCUCUAUUUUGCUUUUGUUUUUUUGUUUUCUCUUUUUUUGUGGUGAAUUUUCCUUGUUUCUUUAUCAGUUUUUCUUUCCAUUCAGUCAUUCAUCUUUGCAUUCACUUAACCUGCAGUCUUUGUCUCUUUUCCUUUGUGGGUUUCGCUUUGGUGGUUUUAUGCUCCCAAUUACUGUUUCUUUAUUAGUUGGGUACACUUAAUCUUUCUUUGUUUACUUUGAUCAGUAUUUCAGUAUUGUCUGUUUAUUGUGUGUGUUUUUCUCUCACAGUUCCCUUUGUUUUGUUCAUCAUCUGCUCAUUCAACCUGUGUCUAUCUGCUCAGCUGUUCUCAUUAAUAAUGAUCCUCCUCGUUUUUGCUCAGUUCUCAUCUGGUUCAGGUCAAACUGUUCAGAUUUUUCAAAAUGCUUUUGCACAGUGUAGCAUGUAAACAGUACGCAAAUGUUGGACAAAUAUAUUCUAUAAAGAGAAUAUGAUGAUGUGACCAUAUUAACUAUGAUUCCUGCAAUAUGAAUAGACCACUGCAUUUCUGGAUAUAAACUUUUCAAGUCUGAGAGAAACAUGUCAAGUACUAUUCUUGGGAAAUAAAAAACAUGCAAUUGGCAAUAUCGCCAUUCAGCUUUUUGAAAAUAUUUUACCUGUUCUUCACUUUCUGUUAAGUUUGUGUCUUCCUUUUUAUGACCAAACAACUGGCCACUGGGAUAAGCUUGUUACCCAGGAUUUCUGAAAUAAAAUGUAUCAUAUC